AGACUUACAAGUUUAUUAUAUCAUGGGUGUUACAACCGUCGCAGGGCUUUCUCGCCGCUUCGCUGGCUUAAGUCUUUCUAAUAGUAUUUUUACUUUUAUCCAAUGGAAAUGGAGUUGGCUUGUCGGAAAUAAUCUUGACAAGGCACGAAGUAUUUUAUCGAAAUUAGCAUGGUUCAAUGCUCUCGGGAAUGACAUACGCCAUAGACUAUAUAAGGUAAUAUCCGGAGCCAAAUACGCAGGCAUUCUACGUUUAAUGGCGCUAUUAGUCGGAAUAGAUGGAUUUCGUAGUGCUUCCUCAUCCACGAUCACGCCCAUUUUGUUUGGUAUCAUGCAAUUUAUGUUGUCUCAGGGUGCACACAACUGGUCCGGGUUGACGCGAGAAGUUAAAGAUUAUAUAUCCAAUCCUUCUGCCCAGCGAAAAUACACCUUCAUACAGAGUCAGCCGACUUUAGUUUACGGUGUUCAAGCCGCCCCAUUCCGGGUGAUCAUCAUCGGGGGAGGCUUGACUGGUCUUACUGCAGCAAUAACACUAGCUGAGAAGGCUAACUUUGGCGUUGAGAUCCACGUAUAUGAAGGACGAUAUCAGAAAACCGGACGCAAUUCGAUGUUUUCCUUUGCUGACUGCUCUGGAGAGGAAUGGCGUCGAGGUCAAGUUGUGACGUUGCGGGACGAUGUCAUGGCUUUACUACACCCACGAACACAACGUGCUCUUUCAGGGAAACAUCAAGACCAGGUUUGGCCCAAUUCAAUUAGCCUUCGGAUAGGAAAUAUCGAGGAUCGCCUGCUUCACCGGAUUCAAGAUACUGAUUUUCAAGAUAUUGUCUAUCUUCACCCAGAAAGCCUAGAUGAGGAAGGACUCAACAACAACAUCGGCGACUUUCACUUGGUGCUUGGCGCAGAUGGAGCUGACUCUUGGGUACGAGAAGCAUACUUCCCGAACGACGAUGUCAAACGUGGGAGCAGCGUAAUAUUUGCCAUUGAAAUCUCUCGUAAGGAUCCACUACCAUUGUCCCAAUCUAUGAAUGUCAUUUUGUCCAUGUCACAGUCACGCUACCUACUCAACGUGAGUAACCAGAACGAAGACAGCAGUUUUAGCAAAGGGUAUCUUACGAUUCAUCUAACAAAAGAUGAGUUAAGUCAACAAUGUACCGAAUGCGGUGAGUACUGUAUGUACUUUGGAAAUCCGUGCUCUUCUUCCGACUUGGGCUGCGGCCUGGAUUGCGACUGGGACUUGCCAUCCAUAGAUCCGGAGAACCUGCAACUUCCGCGCCUGAUCCAAGACGGGCUUACACUAUACGGGUUAAAUGAAGAUGAUAAGGCUUCCGACAUAUUUCCAAUAUCAAUCGAUGUAAGAGGAGUGAGCAAUGCAGCCAAAGCGGUGCUAAGGAGUGGGGAGUUAAGUCACUAUCGACCACAUUUCCUAGUUGCACUGGCUGGUGAUGCUGCAAUGACUAGCCAUUUCAGGAAGGGACGAGGCGUGAAUAAUAGUAUCAAAACUGCGAUCGCGUGGGCAGACGAAGUUACCCAUUCACUGCGCUACGGAGAACUCGCCGAUUUACAUCCACAGGCUCUUCAAGGCUACAAUAGCUUUCUACAAAGCCUCAUGCGCCGAGAACAUAACCACAGCCUAAAUAUCAUCGAGCGCUCAGCCGACCUUAACUCUCAAAGUAAGCAGAUAGGGAUAACUAAACUCAGCCACGAUUUGUCGAUGGCAGAGAUGAUGCACAAUGUUGAGGAAGCUUAUGAAACAUUACGACGGAAGACGGCGGACCCGUUGCCGCCAAAAGAAGACGUGCUAAAAGAUUCACACUCUAUUCUUUCGAAACUGUCGCAACCGACUUUACUCGAGAUGAUGGUAACAGGGAUGUGGCCGAAAGAUCUGACGGAAGAAUUGCUCCCUCCACAUUCUGCUUUAGCACAGCGAACUAGGAAGAGAAACCGUGAAGCUGAGGAGUCCGAGAUCAGAUCUAGUAAAUACCCUAGAUACAUAAGAGAAUUGGGUAUUCGGACGGAUCUAUAAUGUAUAGGAGCUGUUUGUUCUCGAAGUUUUUGGUCCCAAUAACAUACGUGUCUAGGAGGAUGUUGGCUUAGAGGGUAGGUAGAAAGCCGAAUUAGAAAUAAUCA
Hypoxylon trugodes is the source of this 2124-nucleotide messenger RNA. RefSeq lists its product as uncharacterized. Bases 23 to 2020 code for a protein of 665 amino acids. The transcript has a single exon. The record is from RefSeq and is a predicted model, not a curated record. NCBI's taxonomy places the organism in Eukaryota, Fungi, Ascomycota, Sordariomycetes, Xylariales, Hypoxylaceae.